AUGUCUACGCCACAGCAACGGUUGUCCUCAAUCGCUAACCAGGUCGCUGGUUCGAAUGUGUCUGCGAAGAGCAAGCUGUUGGCCAAGAAUCCCGAUGAUAUUGUGAUCACGCUUGCUGUUCGGACUCCUCUCACAAAGGCCAGAAAAGGUGGCCUGAAAGACACCACAAUAGAUAAUCUCUUAAUUUCAUUGCUUACAUCUAUCCGCGAAAAGUCCAACCUCGACCCCAACCUUGUUGAAGAUGUCUGCGUUGGUAAUGUGCUUGCGCCUGGUUCCGCAUACGUCGCCCGCUCCGCGGUGCUUGCAGCUGGCUUCCCCGUGACGGCCGCCGCCUCUAUUGCCAACCGAUUCUGUUCUUCUGGAUUGCUGGCGAUCCAGAAUAUCGCUAACCAGAUCAUGGCUGGAUCCAUCGAUAUCGGUAUCGCUGUCGGAGCCGAGAGCAUGAGCACCAACGCCGAUGGAGGCGCCCCAGAGAUGUCGGCUCAGAUCUUGUCGCAUCCUAUUGCCUCCCAGAACACCCAGCCUAUGGGCCAGACCUCAGAGAACGUCGCUGCCCAGUUCAACAUUUCCCGAGAGCAACACGAUCAGUUUGCGGCCAAGAGUUAUCAGAAGGCCGAGCGCGCGCAAAAGGCCGGUUGGACCGUCGACGAGAUUGUGCCCGUCAAGACCCAAGUCAAAGAUCCCAAGACCGGCGAGGUAAAGGAUGUCGUCGUUGAUCGUGAUGACGGCAUUCGCUAUGGCACCACUGCCGAGUCCCUGGGCAAGAUUCGCUCUGCAUUCCCUCAAUGGAAGCCCAGUGCCACAACCGGUGGCAAUGCCAGUCAGAUCACUGAUGGCGCCGCCGGUGUCAUUCUUAUGAAGCGGUCCCGUGCUCAGGAACUCGGACAACCCAUCAUCGGCAAGUUUUGCGGAGCUACAGUUGCGGGUUUGGAGCCUAGAAUCAUGGGUAUCGGCCCUUCCAUUGCUAUCCCCAAGAUUCUGUCCAAGUUCAACCUGAGCAAGGACGAUAUCGAUAUUUUCGAGAUUAACGAAGCAUUUGCGUCCAUGGGCGUCUACUGUGUUAGCAAGCUGGGUCUUGAUGAGAGCAAGGUCAAUCCCAGAGGUGGAGCGAUUGCACUUGGUCAUCCGUUGGGCUGCACUGGCGCUCGCCAGGUCGUUACUGCUCUGUCCGAGCUGCGCCGUCAGAACAAGAGAAUUGCCGUCACCUCGAUGUGUGUUGGAACUGGCAUGGGCAUGGCCGGAAUCUUUGUUUCGGAGCAUUAA
Messenger RNA from Aspergillus udagawae, 1263 nucleotides. Its product is annotated as putative peroxisomal 3-ketoacyl-coA thiolase (Kat1). Gene Ontology annotation, molecular function: acetyl-CoA C-acyltransferase activity. Gene Ontology annotation, cellular component: peroxisome. The transcript has 6 exons. Gene Ontology annotation, biological process: fatty acid beta-oxidation; phenylacetate catabolic process. The record is from RefSeq and is a predicted model, not a curated record. Lineage: Eukaryota; Fungi; Ascomycota; Eurotiomycetes; Eurotiales; Aspergillaceae. Bases 1 to 1263 code for a protein of 420 amino acids.